Xiphophorus maculatus (southern platyfish) is the source of this 2741-nucleotide messenger RNA. RefSeq names its product dnaJ homolog subfamily C member 7-like. The record is from RefSeq and is a predicted model, not a curated record. The transcript is spliced from 14 exons. The coding region runs from base 21 to 1511 and encodes 496 amino acids. Gene Ontology annotation, molecular function: protein binding. NCBI's taxonomy places the organism in Eukaryota, Metazoa, Chordata, Actinopteri, Cyprinodontiformes, Poeciliidae.
CUUCGCAUUUUCCAGAAAAGAUGGCAGCUGUUGAUAUCGAUAUGCCGGUAGAAACAGAGCCCGUGAUCCGCGCUCAGGAUGACCUGGAGCGCGAAGCUGAAGGCUUCAAAGAGCAAGGGAAUGCAUACUACAGCAAGAAAGAUUACUCUGAAGCCUUCAACUAUUACACCAAGGCCAUCGAUGCAUGUCCCAGGAAUGCCAGUUACUAUGGUAACAGGGCGGCCACCCUAAUGAUGCUCAGUCGGUUUCGAGAAGCGCUCGAAGACUCCCAGCAGGCCGUGCGUCUGGACGACUGUUUCAUGAAGGGUCAUCUGCGCGAGGGCAAGUGUCACAUGUCUCUGGGGAACGGCAUGGCGGCCAGCCGCUGCUUUCAGAAGGUUCUAGAGCUGGACCCGAACAACAAAGAGGCCAAGCAGGAGAAAAAGAAUGCAGCGGUUCUGCUGGAGUACGAGAAAAUGGCUGAUUUCAGCUUUGAAAAACGGGAUUUCAGAAAGGUGGUGUACUGCAUGGAUCGGGCCUUGGCUCUGGCACCUACCUGCCAUCGCUUUAAAAUCCACAAGGCCGAGUGUCUCGCUCUGCUGGGACGUUAUCCUGAAGCUCAGUCUGUGGCGAGUGACAUUCUGAGGUUGGACUCGACCAACGCAGACGCGCUUUACGUCCGGGGCCUGUGCCUGUACUACGAGGACUGCAUUGAUAAAGCCGUGCAGUUCUUCGUCCAGGCUCUGCGAAUGGCACCUGAUCAUGAAAAGGCCCGACUAGCCUGCAGGAAUGCCAAAGCUCUAAAAGCCAAGAAAGAGGAGGGCAACCAGGCAUUUAAGAUCUACAACUAUGAAUCUGCUUAUGUUCUGUACACUGAAGCGCUGGCGAUAGACCCCAACAACAUCAAGACCAACGCUAAACUCUACUGCAACAGAGCUACGGCAGGAGCAAAGCUGAAGAAACUUAACCAAGCCAUAGAAGACUGUACCAGUGCAAUCAGACUCGACGACACGUACAUCAAGGCCUACUUGAGGAGAGCGCAGUGCUACAUGGACACAGAGCAGUACGAAGAGGCUGUACGCGACUACGAAAAAGUUUACCAGACUGAAAAAACCUCAGAUCACAAACAUCUGCUGAAGACGGCACAGAUGGAGCUGAAAAAGAGCAAAAGAAAAGAUUAUUACAAGGUGCUUGGGGUCGGGAAGAACGCCACAGAGGACGAGAUCAAGAAGGCGUACCGCAAGCGGGCCCUCAUGCACCACCCAGACCGCCACAGUGGAGCAACUCCAGAGGUGCAGAAAGAGGAGGAGAAGAAGUUCAAGGAAGUGGGAGAGGCGUUCACCGUCCUCUCCGAUCCCAAGAAGAAGAUGCGCUACGAUAACGGACAUGACCUGGAGGACGACGGCUGCUUUGAAGGAGAUUUUGAUGCAAACAACAUCUUCAGGGCUUUCUUCGGUGGUCAUGGUGGAGGAUACAGUUUUGAUUCCAGCCCCGACUCAGGACCAGGAAAUUUCUUUUUCCAGUUCGGUUAAUGUGAAGCAGCGUGAUUGGGAGCAAACCUCUGCGGUGUAGAUAAACGUGGACCCUGUCACCUUGUGAUACUCAAACUCCUGAGUGUGUUGAAGUAUCUGCCCACUGAUCUUUUAAUUAAUGUUUUUAUUAUUAUUAUUAUUAUUAUUAUUGCACCCAAUCCUCAAAUCACUCCUUACACUGAUGCUGACAAACACCAGAAAGAAUAAUUCAUAGGUUUUGGUUAUGAAUUAACAACUAAGGCACUUGAAUCGUUUGAGGUUUUUGUACUAGCUGGUGUUAGCAUGUCACAGUUUCAGUAUUGACCUUGUAUUACACAUGAUUGAGAUUUUAAAACCGACUCAAGCUUCAGAAAGCUGGUCCGGGAUGAGAGUGGAUUAGUUUUAAAGGAUUACAUUUAACAAGUGAAACGUUUUUCUGAGGACCUGCCGUCAUUCGGAGCGUCUCUCCUAAACGACAACGCCUGGAAGCCGACACUAUUCCUGGGUUUUAAAUGGAUUUUAAUUUUUUGUUUUGUUUGCCAAAACCCCAUUUCUCUUUUCAUUUUGUUUAUUGCAUCGAAUAUUUGACUCAGAAUGUAAUUCAGCAUGUCCAUAUGUUUUCUUUUUCAGUCUUCCCUCAGUUUGUUUGUAUUUAUUGUACUGUGUAUCAUUACCUGAAUGCAGCAGAAUGCCUGAGGAUCUCGUCUUCAAUUGUUUUUUUGUUUUGUUAAGAAAGAAACAAACCUCUUAAAAGUGAUUUCCAUCUGGUCUUUGUCACUCUGACACUGCCAUAUUUUUUAUUUUUGAGACAAGCCAAAAUAAAAGAUCGUUUCCCUUUUUCUUAUCUCAGCAAACCAACCUAAACCAGUACUAUCCACCCAGUUACAUUUAAGUGGUGCCUUAUUGGGAUUGGUUGAAGCUCACAACAAACCACAGAAGUACAUUUUGCUGAAGCAUCUUUUAGUGUCUGGGAAAAACUAAACAUUUCAGAAGUUAAUUUUGCACAUGAAGUCUUCAUCCUGUUAAAUGUGAGGCUUUAGGUUUGGUUCCAGUCACUGUCCUGAUCUGUCAAGUCAUUACGGUGUGAACUUGUCAUGCACGUUUGUUCACUGCAGUCCUUCCCCUUCUUGUUCCACCUGUUUGGACGAGUAUUAAUUGUAGGUUCGAGGCUCUCUCCAUCAUUUGGUAAAAAUGUUUUUUUUUUUGUUUUUCUUUGAAUUUUUUGAAAUAAAGGCUUGUCUUUUACUGUAA